GCUCCCCGCGGCCAUGGCGCGCAGCCUCCGGAGCUGGCUGGGCGGCUGCCUCCUGGUGUCAGCAUUAGGAAUGGUGCCGCCUCCUGAAAAUGUCAGAAUACACUCCGUUAACUUCAAGAGCAUUCUGAAGUGGGAGGCGCCUGCUUUCCCCAAAGGGAAUCUGACUUUCACAGCGCAGUACCAAAGUUACAGGAAGUUCCAGGACUUGUGCACCCGCACCAGGGGGACCGAGUGCGACUUCUCCCAUCUGUCGAAGUACGGCGACCACACCUUGCGAGUGAGGGCUGAACUCGCCGACCAGCACUCCGCCUGGGUGAACAUCACCUUCUGUCCUGUCGCUGACACCGUCAUCGGACCUCCUGGGAUUCACAUGGAAGCCCUUGCUGACUCUUUGCAUAUACGUUUCUUGGCGCCCCGAAUCGAGAAGGAACACGAAUCAUGGACCAUGGCGAAUAUUUAUAACUCCUGGGUCUAUAAUAUGCAGUAUUGGAAGAACGGUUCUGAUGAAAAGCAUCCAGUUACUUGUCAGUAUGACGUCGAGGUCCUCAGAAACCUGCAGCCGUGGACAACGUACUGUGUUGAAGUUCAAAUGUUUGUUCCCGAAUUGAACAAAAGCGGGGAGUGGAGCGAGCCCGUGUGCGCGCAAACCGUCAGUGAUGACAGUGCCCCCUCCUGGGUCGUGGUGGUGGUCGUCCUGGGGUCCUCGGUGGGCACCUGCCUGCUGCUCACGGGCUGCUUGGCGCUGCUGUGGUGCAUCUACAAGAGGACCAAGUACACCGUCUCCCCGGGCAACGCGCUCCCGCAGCACCUGAAGGAGUUUCUGAGUCACCCUCACCACAACAAGCUCCUGUUCUUCUCCUUCCCACCCUCUGAGGAGAACGAAGUCUUUGACAAACUGAGUGUCGUCACCGAGGUCUCUGAAAGCGGCAAGCGGGAUUCUGGGGACAGCGACAGCCUCAGGACUCCGGCUGGGGGGGUCUCGCCCUCCAGCUACUGAGGAGGGCCGCAGCCCCCCUCCCCGCCCUUGCGGGCGAUCAGAGCCGCCGGCGCGACCCGGGCCAGCCCCGUCCAGAGCUCAGCGCCGGGACCACGUCUACACGGCCAGGAGUGGGCUGGGAAGGCCCGCGUGGCCGACGCCUUCUGGGGACUUGCUUUGUUUAAAGGCCUUCACGGUUAGAAAACAGUUGCCCACUCUCAGCCUCGUGCGCUCACAGAGGGAACAGGUUUCAACUGUGAGACAUAAAAGUACUAAAAAGAGGAACGAAAGCAGGUGCUGCAAGAUCCGACCGAACUGUCGAAAGGCCCCGAGAAACGGCGCUGGACACACGCAGACUCCUGGGUUCUCAGGGACGCUUCUCCCGGGAGUCCUUCUGCUACUGUACGUGUUUUAUGUUGUGUCUUCGCUCCAGUAAAGUUUACCCUCCAGCCUGUGUGUUCGUGAUACGGUGUUGGCGGCGGUGCCAGAUGCUGGGUGCCGGCCCCUGCGGCUGGUUUGGGUCCGUCCAUCCU
Molossus molossus (Pallas's mastiff bat) is the source of this 1509-nucleotide messenger RNA. It is a transcript of the gene IL10RB, whose product is annotated as interleukin 10 receptor subunit beta. The record is from RefSeq and is a predicted model, not a curated record. Bases 14 to 997 code for a protein of 327 amino acids. Gene Ontology annotation, molecular function: protein binding; interleukin-10 receptor activity. The transcript has 7 exons. Lineage: Eukaryota; Metazoa; Chordata; Mammalia; Chiroptera; Molossidae.